Molecule: messenger RNA, 4273 nt
Organism: Microtus ochrogaster (prairie vole)
Lineage: Eukaryota; Metazoa; Chordata; Mammalia; Rodentia; Cricetidae
Gene: Gpalpp1
Product: GPALPP motifs containing 1
Source: RefSeq, a predicted model, not a curated record
ACUUCCGGCCUUGGCUGCAAAGCUUGGUCUGCCGUCGGGGCUGGGUUUAAACUGCGUGUGCAGGUUGGCUUGGACAGUAAGCGGCUGUGCGACGCAGCGAAUGGCUAGGGACCUGAUCGGGCCGGCACUGCCGCCAGGCUUCAAGGUGCAUGCGACAGCUGAGGACGAGGAGCGGGACCCGAGCCCGGUUGCAGGGCCAGCGCUGCCCCCUAACUACAGAAGCAGCAGCUCAGACUCCUCAGACAGCGACGAGGACAGCAGUUCUUUGUCUGAAGAAGGAAAUCAAGAGUCUGAAGAAGAUGACAGUGGUCCAACUGCCAGAAAACAGAGGCGAAAUCAAGAUAGAGAUGACGACGAUGAUGGAUUUUUUGGACCAGCCCUUCCUCCUGGAUUUAAGAGGCAGGAUGACUCUCCUCCAAGGCCUAUCAUAGGUCCUGCCUUGCCACCUGGUUUCAUUAAGUCUUCACAGAAAAGUGACAAAGGCAGAGAAGAUCCAGGACAAGUGUCAUCAUCCUUCAACUCAGAGGAAGCAGAGAGCAGUGAGGAUGAGGACAUUGUUGGACCAAUGCCUGCUAAAGGACCAGUUAACUAUAGCGUGACAACAGAGUUUGAAAAAAGGGCCCAGAGAAUGAAGGAAAAAUUGACCAAAGGAGAUGAUGAUUCCUCGAAACCAGUCACAAGAGAGUCGUGGAUGACUGAGCUUCCUCCAGAAAUGAAAGACUUUGGUCUGGGGCCAAGAACCUUUAAGAGAAGAGCUGAUGACAGAUCCGGAGACCGAUCGGUCUGGACAGACACCCCAGCUGACCGGGAAAGGAAAGCUAAGGAAAUACAAGAAGCAAGGAAGUCAUUCAGUAAGAAAGAUGAAGAAAAUAUUUUGUCAGGAAGGGAUAAGAGACUGGCUGAGCAAGUAUCCUCAUACAACGAGUCAAAGCGAUCAGAAUCCCUCAUGGACAUCCAUCAUAAGAAGUUAAAGAAUAAGGCUGCGGAGGAUAAAAACAAACACCAAGAGAGGAUACCAUUUGACCGGGAUAAAGACCUCAAGGUUAAUCGGUUUGAUGAGGCUCAGAGAAAAGCCCUGAUAAAGAAAUCCAGAGAACUAAAUACCCGGUUUUCACAUGGCAAAGGCAACAUGUUUUUAUAAUAAGUGUACUUCAGUGAGGUACACUCGCGCUGACCAAUCUGACCCCCUCGGAAUAUCCUUUCUCUACAGUAAUUAUGUGCACAAACGCUUCCUUUUGUAAUAAAGGGUCUGCGAUUUUAUAAACUGUGACUUUUGAAAAUUUCAGGGUAAAAUGUGGUUAACUGGAAAAAAUAGCUUUGUCUUCACAGUGACCUAACGGGACAUUGCUAUUGGAAAAGCUGAGGGUUCCAAUGAAGAGAAAUGGAACUUCUCAGAGUGUGGUGUGCAACUUGAAGGGUCGUGUGCUCCACUGGAAAGAAAGAAAGGGAUUCUGGUAUUAUCUCUGUGUGCGUUUGUUCACUUGCUUGUUUGUUUUUUGAGACAGGGUCACACUGUGUAGUCUUGGCUGGCCUGGAACUCGCUGUGUAUGCCAACAUACUGGCCUCAAACUCACGGAUAUUCACCCACCUCUGCCUCCCAAGCACUGGGAUUAAAGGCAAGUGCCACCAGGCCCCGUUCGUUGAACAAAUUCACAAUUAGCAAAGAGUCAUUGCUUCAGAAGGCCUCGCUAAGUUUUUCCAUCUGGUGCACAUUUACCUAUGGGCCCAUCUGAUGAGCGCCGUGGUUCCUGCUUGUGUAAGGAGCUGUGUAAGAACUGAGGACUUGUGAACUAAGCCCCCCCAUGAUUUGUAGCAGUAUAAAAUGGACUCAAUAUUGAGAUGUGAUUUUAGAAAACAAUAUGAACUUUAAAAUGUUUCCAGCUCACUUAAUUGUUACCUCAGAGGGAUUGCCUAUGUCAUAUCUGCCUUUCCACCAUUAUUUUAUUUGUUAGGGAUGAUCUUUAAAAACAUACAAUUUGUCCUGUUCUGUGUGUCCUUUAAAGUACUAUGGGGACAGAUCACCAAUGUUUCUUAUAUAGACUAGACUAUUUUGGGUGCUUGUGGCUUCUCAUCAUAAAAUUAUUUUGAGUCCAUUCCCACAACACUCCAGUCCCCAGUGUUUUAUGGUGUUUUACAUGUUCUUAGUUCUGACUGGGACUGUACACUGAAUCUCUACCACAGCCUGGACCGUAUACACUGAAUCUCUACCACAGCCUGGGCUUUUUUCUCAAAUAUAUUUAACCUGCACCAAUGUGUCAGGUCUUUGCAAAUCCAUGAAUUUUAAGUUGCUUGCUUUAUCCUCCAAACUUCACCUAGUAAAUGCAUGGGGUUUUGUUCUUCCUGCCUUGGCGUGUUUGAUGCCUGUGAGUUUUUAUUUACCGUCUGAUAAGUUGUUUUUAUUGGUUUUUAAGGUAAAGAAGGCUGUUUGGAAUAUCUCAUGUUAAGCAAAUAUUCUUGCGAUUUUUUUAAACACAAGUAAAUAUAUUUUUAGGGAGGCAAUCUAAAGGACAUUAUACUCACCCAUUGUCAUCCACAUAAGGUCUAGGACGCCUGUCUUCAUGGUCUCACCAAGGCUGGCUGCAUCCUGGAACUUCUUAUGGAUGAUUGGAUUCAUAUCUGUACAGAAAGAACACUUUGUAGCUGGUUUACUGUAAAUCCUGGAUAGCUUUUUUUAAUUAACCAAAUAAUGACUGAAAAUGGGACAUCUGUAGUACCCAGAACCACACUAGUGGGAGUAAUGUAUGUUUUAGUGCUUUAAUCAAUGCUUCUUAAACUGUUACAGAAACUCCUACAUGGGGAGAGAAAACCUUAGUUUGAAUUCUAUGCACUUCCUGCAGGUUUUCUAGUCCAAUGAAACAUAUAGUUUUAAUGGAAAAGCAUUCUGAUUCCCGAUUCAUGUGAACUUUAUAGAAACUGGGCAAACUGUUGAGAUUACAGUAUAAAGUAUUUCCUCAUCGGGUCACAUUUUCUGUGCUUGUGUAAGCAGCCUAGCCAAGGACUACUGCUUUUAAGAACCUGAGUUAUUCUGAGCGAGCUGGAGAGACUUGUUGUCUGCAGAGAGUUAGACCUCUCUUUGACUAAAGGCAGUGGUAAUUUCUACACAUAAAACUUUUACACGGGAGUGUUAGUUUUGACUGGGUGUGGUGGUGCAUGCCCAGCACUCAGGGGGCAAAGGCGGGCAGAGCUCUGUGAGCUCCAGCCAGCAUGGCCUACAGAGCAAGUUCCAGGAUAGCCAGGACUAUGUAGAGACCUUGUCUUAAAAAUCCAAGAAAAAGGAGUAUUUAGUCUGUCCGUUUAAUUUUGUGAUUGUUUUUCUCCCCAAUGAGAGGGAAAAAUGGUUUUUAGCUAUGAGAAAGCCUAACAUAUUUUGUGAAAUUUGGUACUUUUUGAAGUUAAAAUACUAGAAAUAAAUCUUUUUAAAAGGAGAUGCUGGUCUGGAGAGAUGGCUCCAAAGUUAAGAGCAUGCAGUGCUCAUCCAGAUGACCUGAGUUCAGUUCCCAGCACCCACACCCAGUGGUCCUCAGCCCCUGUAACUCCAGCUCUGGGGGGUCUGACUCCCCUCAUGGGCCUCUGCAGUCACCUGUACUCAGGUACGCAACUCCACACACAGACACAUACUUGUAAAGAUAAAUCUUAAAAAAGUAAAAAAUAAUCCUAUCUGACAUUCACUGGCCUUGCUUUCUCAAUGGAAGGGGAUAGGAAUCUUUAUAAUGUGCUUGUGUUUCCUGUGGCCCCAGCAUGAGGGACAGGCCACCAACUGUACUGCCUCACGGAUGAGCCAGGGCUCUUUUCUGUCGCCCAGGUGAUAGUUGCAGCAAUGUGUGAGCCAUUUCCAGGGUGGUUUAGCCACAUGGAGACACAAAUCCCAAUUUACUACUGUGUGAUCGUUACAGAAAGGUGUUCCACCUGUCUUCCCCUCUCCUCCAAACUGCAGAAGGCCUGUUUGGACCCGUUCUCCUGGCCGUUGGCAUUCUCUGAUAAUGGACUUUUCUAAUAAAUACCCUACAUGUUUUGGCCAAGUCUCAUAGGGCCGAGGUGCCUUUUGUAAUGCAAAGAUGAAGCAAAGCACAGCACGAGGUGCAAGGGGAGGACACUGAUGCUCACCCCUGACGUGGCCGUCCAGCUCUCCAGCCUCUCAGCUGGGGCAGAUGACAAGCCUCAAACAGUGGCCAUGUUGCUGGUGAGCAGAUGGUGGCACUGUUGGUUUGGGUAGUGGGGGAAGGAGAGAGAGAGAGAGAGAGAGAGAGAGAGAGAGAGAGAGAGAGAGAGAGAG